AUGCCUAAAAGAGAUUUACAUGUAGAUUCUCUGGAUAAUAGUAUUGUUGACAUAAACAGUGAAACAGAAGAAAUUGAAGACUUGUUUCUUGUUGUGUUCUAUAGAGAUACUGAGAGUGGUGUAGAUGCUUUGGAAGAUUGGUCUCUCGAUAAGGCACCUUCCAUGGAAAAUAAGAUCAAUAAAGGAGAUUUUGGAGGCUUUGUUCUCGAUGUUUUUUUCAUAGAAAAUGAGAACAAAGUGUUUGUAACUACUUUAAACAGUAAAGAAGUUAACUCUAACGAAGAUAAGUUGGUGAAAACUAGAAACAAGAAGGAUAUGGAAGCUGGAGCAGUCGGACUCUUCAUGCAUUUCCAGUUAUCUCCUCGAACUCUAACAAAAUCGGAGGAUAUGGUUUCGUCUAACGAAAAAGAGAAGCAUAAUGGAGUUAGUGCAAACCAAUGGGAAUUGUUAGUGCUCUCAUGGCAGGCUCGUUCUGAUACAAUUAUUUCUGCGGUCAUGACUUCGUGCGACUUAUGGUUUGACUUUAUGAGUGAUACGAUAAUUUGGGGUAAAAUUUGCCCAUGUGAAGGAGCUGAGAAAUUGCUCUUUCUAAUAAUAGAUGAAAGACCAAUACUAAUUGCAUGCAUGGGAUGUGAUUGGAAACAAGAAAGUAAUGAUGUUGAGGAUGAGAAUUUUUCUGCGCCUUCACUUGGAAAGUCAAGUUCGACAUCUUUUAAGCAGAAUAUGGAGAACGGGGGGAGGCAGUUGUUUAUGUUAUUCCAGUCUCUUGGUCCUUCAUUCAGUAAGAAGGGUCCGACAGUUGAAGGAACUACAUCUUCUGGGCGGAAUGGACCGCCUUUUGCAGUCAUCAAAAGCUUGGGACAGACACACAAAUAUGGUGAAAAUGGUUUUAACUUUGGUGAAGAAGGAGAUGAAAUGACCCGUGUCAUUUGGAAAUUAAUCAAGGAUAAGCUCAUCUUGCCCUUUGUGGAGUUGGAUAUAAAAUACUUCGAUCUUGGCCUUCCUCACCGUGAUGCCACAGAUGAUAAGGUUAUAAUUGAAAGCUCUAAGGCUAAUUUAAAGUAUAAUAUAGCAAUUAAGUGUGCAACUAUCACUCUAAAUGAGGCUCGUAUGAAGAAGUUUAACUUGAAGCGUAUGUGGAAGAGACCAAAUGGGACAAUUAGGAAUAUUCCAAAUGGUAUGAUAUUCAGGGAACCAAUCCUCUGCAAAAACAUCCCUCGACUUGUCCCAGGGUGGUCAAAACCGAUAUGCAUUGGCAGACAUGCUUUUGGUGAUCAAUAUCGAGAUACUGAUAUAGUAAUUCAAGGAGCUGGAAAACUCAAAUUAGUAUUUGUACCAGAAGGGAUAGAUCAAAAGAUCGAGUUCGAGGUUUACAACUUCACUGGUGCUGGUGGAGUAGCUCUAUCCAUAUACAAUGAGUCUAUUCAUUCUUUCACUGAAGCUUCUAUGAACAUGGCUUACCAAAAGAAAUGGCCACUCUAUCUUAGCACAAAGAAUAUCAUCCUUAAGAAAUACGACGGAAGAUUCAAGGACAUAUUCCAGGAAGUUUAUAAGUCAAACUGGAAGUUGAAAUUUGAAGAAGAUGGGAUAUGA
Messenger RNA from Capsicum annuum, 1593 nucleotides. RefSeq lists its product as uncharacterized. Bases 1 to 1593 code for a protein of 530 amino acids. Lineage: Eukaryota; Viridiplantae; Streptophyta; Magnoliopsida; Solanales; Solanaceae. The transcript is spliced from 3 exons. Gene Ontology annotation, molecular function: isocitrate dehydrogenase (NADP+) activity. Gene Ontology annotation, biological process: isocitrate metabolic process. The record is from RefSeq and is a predicted model, not a curated record. Gene Ontology annotation, cellular component: mitochondrion.